GCCACUCGCUCGCUCCGCGUAGCGUGAGAGCGAAGCAGAGCGACGGCAGCGUCGGCGGCGAUGGCGCCGGGAAUAAAGAAGGGAAGAUGCUGAGCGCGACGGGGGAGUUAUUCCGGCCGCAGGACGAGUGGCGGAGGCACCCCCAUGGUUUAGCGCCGGGGACUCGCCAUCGUCGCCUUCGGCGUCUUCCUCGUCGGCGAGGCCGCGCAGUCGCGUGCAACCGCCUCCACGGCUCCUCCGCCCACUGAGCUUCCUGCGGUACGUCAGAGAGCCCCUCCCCCCAGGGAAUCGUCUCCCUCGCCACCUUUAUCCCCUUCCUGUAGCUGAAUGAAAUGGCGCCCCUGUCAAGAUGUUGAGAUCUUGCGGCCGAUCUGUGCGGUUUUGGCAUACAGAUUUAGCCAUUUAGGGAUUUGCACGCGGUAAACGUUGGUGUUUGAAGCAAAUUGAAUGUUAGUUUACGGAAUCUUUGGGACUUAGUCAUCAAACAUGAGUAUUGUUGCAAUUGGAAAUUUGUAGUCCUAAGAUGCUGUGGCCAUGGGAAUGAGGGCCAAUAGGUUAGUACUAGAUGUGGAAGGUAUCUAGUUAGUCCCAAGAUGCUGUGGCCAUGCGAAUGAGUUGUAAAUUUGUACUCCCAAGAUGCAGUAAGCAAGGACGUCUCAGUCUCGUUAGUCUUAAUUUUUUUGACAGAUCUUCAUAGAAGGUUAUGAUGUAUCAGAAAUAGCAAUCCUUCGUUAGUACUAGAUCUUUAAGGUAUCAUGUAUGAUACAUGUUUGUUCGUUCAUAAUGCUUAGCUUGCCUGGUUUAGAGGCGACCAUGAGAGCUUAGUUUGCUUUGCCUUUGUGUACUGCAGAACAAAUUGGUUGGGGAGUCCUAUGUUAUUAAUGGCACUGAAACUGUCUACCCCUUUUCUGCUCACAAAAGUUACAGAGAAUGUGCUGUUCAGAGUAGAAAUAGCCCAAGUUGCGUGCUUUGAUGGUUAUCCAGUUAUCCUAGUGGGCUGUCGAAAUAGAUGAGAUUCUCUUUUGUUUUUGACUAGAAAAAUUUGAUCUCCUUGUGCUGAUGGUUGUGUUAGGAACUUAGGAUCAGUUGCAUCUGCCAACCAAGGUUUUAUUUCAGAUUCAGUUUAGUAUGUUGAAAUUUCAAAGGCCACAAUGAAACAGAUGCUAAUAUAUUCAGAAAAUUAGCAAACAAUUUUCCAUGACUUUGCCUUAUAGGCUGUAUUGCUCUUUAACUAUCACGUGGUAGUUGUUUUGCAGGUCUUGAUACACACCGCACCUGAACUCAGUACAUGAGAUAUCUCUACACACCCACGUGAAAAACUUGAUACAUGAGAUAUCUAUGCACACCUCACCUGAAAAGAAAAUACCUAACAAUGCAAGAUUUAUCUCUUGAUCAGGUAAUACUAGUUCCUCAUAAGUGAGACAACAGAACAAAGUAGAAGCUACCAGAUUCACGCUUGCUAAUAAAACCUCUUCUUCUUUAGACUUGAACAGAAAAGUAAGAAUGAGCGGUUGCAACAGGAAGACCAAGUGAUUUCAUUCAUUUACAUUGAGAUAGACAAGUAACUACUUUUUUCCUAUUUUAGUUUCUACGGUCUCCGUAGAGGUUAACCUCCAUGGUGAACAAUUCCUAUUUUUUCAGCAACCCCCCUUUUUCUGUUUCAAGAACGUGGAUUUUGUUUUGAAGACGAAACAUAUGGUUUUGUAUGAAAGACAGAUCGGAUGGGAGGCAGAUGCUCCCAGAAUUCACCCAGAGUUUGCUCUAGUUCGAGCUUAUCGAUUUUGUAUAUUUUGAAUUUUCUUAGGAAUGAUUGCAAGUCUUGCAGCAAUAUCCAUGGGACAGGAAAGAAAGAGUUCCAUGGAUACUGCUGCAGGACUCGCAAUCAUUUCUUAUAUUCAAAAUAUUGACAAGCGAUAAGCUCAAACUAGAGCUAAUCCUGGUGACUUUUGCUAGCAUCCGCCUCCAAUCGAUCCGAUUUUCAUACACAAACUUCAUCUUUUGAACCAAAUUCGAAGAUUGCAUUGCUGGAAAAAUUAGAAUCGCUCAUCGUAGAGGCUACCCUCCCUCCAUGUUGAUUGUAGAAACUAAAACAGAAAAAAGUAACUACUCAUCUAUCUCAAAUUCUCAAUGUAAACCACUCCAGGCUACUACUUGUUUUUUAGGUUUCGAAGAAGAUACUUUUUAGCAGACUCGAAUCAGGUAGCUUCGUUUCUGUUUUGUUGUCUCACUUAUGAGUAGUUGGUGCUAUAUGGUCAAGAGAUAAGCAUUGCUUUGUCAGGUGUGGUAUGUAGAGAUAUCUCAUGUGCAUCAAGUUCAAGCGUGGCUGAACAUGCUUUCCACCUGACCACCUCCGAAAGACCUUGCUAUGACUGUUUGCAGCUCUUCAUGAGAUGCACCAAGGCCCAUCCUAGUAAUGAACCCAAGGGACUUGUCUGCUGGGCCCUACUGUAAACCAGCUUUACUGAAACUCUGAAACAAUUUCCUGUGUAGUUCUCUGUCGACACUCCUUGACUGUAGUCUGGAUUCGCGGAUGUAUCUGUAAUACCAGCAUGAAAGUGUUGUUCUCGGUUCAUAGAUGUUGCUGCUGAGUUAGCUUGGUCUGAGAAUGCUAUAUGUUGUCAUUUUCAUGGUAUGCUUUUUUUUUCUUUUGAGGAAUUUCAUGGCGUGGUUGCCUUUGUUCAACUAGUAGCAGUAGAAACACGCGAAGGCCCACCGAUGUUGUGCGACGCGGCCCAGCCCACAGCGAACGCAAUCCGUUGGCCGUGAUUGACUGAGAUGCUUCGGGAAAUCUCUCCCGCCAUCGGGCAAGUCGUUAGCCGUGCGGCAACCUCUGCAACACCCUCGAACGCUCUCGAGCUCGCCGAACCUUCUCGCUCGCCACCGCGCUGCGUUCUCCAAUCCCCUCACCACCCUAUAAAUCAACCCCCUCUCCAUCCCGUCACCAUCGCGGCAUAUCCAGCGAAAACACACCAGGAAGUGAGGAAGAGCACCAAAACCAAGCGGCAGCUUCGAAUUAGCAACCUCAAUCGGGCGGGGUUCCUGCUCAGCUGAUCUUCUUCUGUUCGAUCGCUUGAAGUGCGUACACCUCCUUGGACCAGUGAUGAUGUCGAAGGGAACCGUGGCAUUCGCGCUCGCGUGCCUCGCUGUGAUGGCCGCGGCGGUGGCGGACGGCGCUCUGCUCCCGUGGUUCGGCGACGGCAGGCGCGGGCGCGACGAGGCAGCGGCGGCGGCCGUGUCGCCGCUGUCGGACGUGGGCCUCCUGGCGGACCCGUUCCGGAUCCUGGAGCACGUGCCCUUCGGCUUCGACCGCGACGACGUGGCCAUGGUGUCCAUGGCGCGCGUGGACUGGCGCGAGACCCCCGAAGCGCACGAGAUCGUCGUCGACGUGCCCGGGAUGCGGAGGGAGGACCUCAAGAUCGAGGUCGAGGACAACCGGGUGCUGCGGGUGAGCGGCGAGCGGCGGCGCGCGGAGGAGCAGAAGGGCGACCACUGGCACCGGGAGGAGCGCUCCUACGGCAGGUUCUGGCGCCAGUUCCGCCUCCCCGAGAACGCCGACCUCGACUCCGUCGCCGCCAGCCUGGACAACGGCGUGCUCACCGUGCGGUUCAGGAAGCUGGCGCCCGAGCAGAUCAAGGGCCCGCGCGUGGUAGGGAUCGCCGGCGGGGACGGCGACGGCGACGCCAAGAAGAGCAUCGGCGCGGGCGGCGCCGGCACCGGGGAGGAGCGACAGGCCAAGAAGGUCGAGCUGUGAACGGUGGCGUGACGUGUGAGAAGGGUGGUGACUUGGCUUUACGCGUGCAAGUUGUCGGCAUGAUUUGGAUGUCAGCAUGUAUCUUGUAUGCAGAGAAGUGUGUCAUGUGUCGUACUGCCAUGUAAGCGUGCGAGGUUAAAUCGGGAAUAAACGUUUUCUGAUCUUCCUUGCGUUCAGGGAAAAA
This is a messenger RNA of Setaria italica (foxtail millet), 3935 nucleotides long. Its product is annotated as 23.2 kDa heat shock protein. The transcript has 2 exons. The record is from RefSeq and is a predicted model, not a curated record. NCBI's taxonomy places the organism in Eukaryota, Viridiplantae, Streptophyta, Magnoliopsida, Poales, Poaceae. Bases 3101 to 3751 code for a protein of 216 amino acids. Gene Ontology annotation, biological process: response to salt stress; response to heat; response to hydrogen peroxide.